AUGCCCCUCGAUCCUUCCCAUCCAGACUACUGGACUGAGGUCCUGCAAUUUACAUCAAUAGUUCACCGAGAUGUCUAUCCCGCCAUAGAUACCACAAAUGAGAAGAUUCGAGGCAUUGCCCACGAUAAAGUAGUCCUCGUUACUGGCGCUGGGAGUGGAUUUGGCGAGGGUGCAUGUCUGCAGUGGGCGAGGGCAGGCGCUCGGGCAAUCGUCCUAGCAGCGAGAAAUCAAGAGCGCAUCACUCACGUUGCCACGAAUCUCCGCGACAUUGCUCCUGCAGUCAAGACAUUAGCAGUAAGAACGGACGUCUCUUCAGAGAAGGAUGUCGACAACCUAUUCACCGAGGCCGUCAACAGCUUCGGUCAGGUGGACGUGGUCAUCCAUGCCGCCGGUGUAUUGGGCCCGGUUGUUGAGUUGAAGGAAGCCCCGGUUGACGAGUGGUGGCGAGCAUUUGAGAUAAAUACGAAGGGGACAUUCCUAAUCGCCAGGGCUUUGGCAAGAGUAAGCCACAGCCGAGAAGCAACCUUCAUCCAGACUGGGACCGCUGCAUCCUACUUUGCAAGCCCCGGACAGUCAUCCUACACAGCUGCCAAGGCAGCUGGAAACAUGCUUGUGGACCAACUUCAUGCUGAAUACAGUACUAUCCGGGUCUUCAAUGUCCAUCCCGGGAUGUCAAAGAGCCCCGUCCUCCGCAAGGAGCUCGAGGUAUACGCAAAAGACACUCCCGAACUCUUUGGCAGUCUCACCAUCUACCUAUCUGGUAAACAUGCUGAUUUCCUCCGCGGACGUUUCAUUGUGGCGAACUGGGAUGUGCAAGACUUGGAGAAUCACGAGGAUGAGAUUGUCACACAGGGACUGCUCAAAAGCCAGCCGUUCAAGGGAGAUAUUGGUCCUGGGGGGCACUGGAAAACGUCUACCGAAUAG
Messenger RNA from Thyridium curvatum, 924 nucleotides. RefSeq lists its product as uncharacterized. Gene Ontology annotation, cellular component: cytosol. Bases 1 to 924 code for a protein of 307 amino acids. The record is from RefSeq and is a predicted model, not a curated record. NCBI's taxonomy places the organism in Eukaryota, Fungi, Ascomycota, Sordariomycetes, Thyridiales, Thyridiaceae. Gene Ontology annotation, molecular function: oxidoreductase activity. The transcript has 5 exons.